AUGGUGGAUUCCAUUCUUUGUCCUUUUUGCUCGUCUACAGUGGAGACUGUGGAACAUAUUUUUGCUAAUUGCUCAGAGUUGAUUGUUCAUUGGACUCGUAUUGCGAUCUGGUGGGGUGUUACAUGUCCUUCUCAGUUGACUGUGGAUUCUCUUUUCAAUUGGGCUGAUUCUACUUCAUGGAAAAUUGGUCAACGUAAAGCUUUCGAUGCUGUUAUUUUGACUACUUUUUGGUGCAUCUGGAAUUUCAGGAACGGUGUGAUUUUCAAAGCGGAUACGCCUAAGAAAUCUUUGAUUUUUGAUGAUGUUGUUCAUAAAUCUUAUGUUUGGAUUUCUAGUAGGUGUAGUAAAGCCAAGAUUAGUUGGUCUUCUUGGCUUCAUAAUCCUAUUAAUGCUACUAAGAUGAUGUAA
Messenger RNA from Lactuca sativa (garden lettuce), 408 nucleotides. RefSeq lists its product as uncharacterized. NCBI's taxonomy places the organism in Eukaryota, Viridiplantae, Streptophyta, Magnoliopsida, Asterales, Asteraceae. The record is from RefSeq and is a predicted model, not a curated record.